Molecule: messenger RNA, 12488 nt
Organism: Paramuricea clavata
Lineage: Eukaryota; Metazoa; Cnidaria; Anthozoa; Malacalcyonacea; Plexauridae
Source: the annotation of a GenBank genome assembly
UUCGUAAUAACAUGUUGUGAUAAAAUGGUCCAGUCCAGGCUGAAAGAUUUUAAUUUGGUUGCAUAGAUUUAUUUUGACUGUUUUAACUUUAGAUUUAUCUCAGGUUUAUCCACUGGAAAAACAAACGCGCUUACAUAAAGUAUCCAAGUUUGCUUCACAGGACUCAAAAAUAGUAUGAAGAACAGUAAAGUAGUUAUCUCUUCUUGCGAGAAAGAUUUUAUUUUAUCAUGCGUACGCAGUGGCAAGGUAUACUUUCUACAAAGUUAUAUGUACAAUCUCUGAUAUACAAUAUAAAGAAAUGAAAUAUAUCAUCAUGUGUCUGUUUUAGCGCAUGGAUCGUCGUCACACAUAUGACUACAGAAAACUGCAGAUAUCAUUUGGAGUAGAUCGAGGUCAUUGCGAGGUUCAAUUAGGUAAAACUAGGUAAGAAUUAUAUCAGCAGGGAUUUAUUAUACAAGCAUUUUGGUCUACUACUGGGAUUUUUAAGGAAAAUUGAGUUUCAGUGUUUAUAGUGGGAGAACACUUCCACAGUUUGCCCCACCACCCACCCCCAGGGAAAUUUUUGAUUUUGUCUCUAUGAAAUAUUAACAUUCCCCACAUGCAGACAACGCUUUUGAGCAAAAAUAUAACUGUUGCAAAACAGAAUUUUUAUAGCAUGUUGAAUUUCAGAAGGUCCUCAUUCAAAUGGCGGUUCAAUAAAAUCAGUUGCAGCCUUUCACUGAAACUUGGCAUCUCUGCCAAAUGUCUGCUGCAGUAAUUUUGUUAGCCAAUGAUAAAUACAGCAACAUACUUUGUAUAUUAUCAUACUUUGUAUGUGAGAAGUGGUCCCUUUUGGUCACAAUUAUGCACUAGUCAAUUGAAACCCUGGCCCCCCGACCCCGGGAUAGGGCGGGGGAAAUUAACAUUUUGACAAUGUUAAAGUUUGGUAAUUACCCCACUACCGGGGGAAUAUUGACUGUUAAAGUUACCGCCCCUAUGGCCCCAGCACUUUGCAAAUUAUAAUGGGAAAUCGUUGAAGAAUAAAAUGUUCACAACAUGUGAAGGCGAUUCUUGAUCUUAAACUUUGAUCCACAUCAAAAGAUACUGAAUAAUCUACAUUUCAAGUAUCUUGCAGUCAUCAUCAGGAAUAUAUAAAAAGUGAAAAUAUAUUCCCUUUUUUUAAAGAAAAACUAUGAGGAAACAAUUCUCUGAUUUCGAAGAUUCCGCCAUGUUGCCAUGAGGAUAAACUUGUUCCAGUCCACUUUCAUAUCAGCCGCACGUUAAAGUCCUGGCUAUUGUCCCGGCUAAUAAAUUGACUUGUUAUUUACCCUGUACCCCGGGGGAAAUAGUGCAUUAAAACCGUGUUAAUCCACGGCCAUUCCCCCGUUAAUUCCCUGCCCUGUCCUGGGGGGCCGGGGUUUCAAUUGACUAGCUAUAGUGCAUUAAUACUUAAUAAAUGAUUUUCUCUAUACCUUUAUGUCAUCUAGAGUGCUAGCUCAAGUAUCAAGUGAGGUAGUAUGUCCACCACCAAACAGGCCAUCUGAGGGACAAUUAUUUUUUAAUCUUGAACUUUCUCCAAUGGCGUCACCUGCUUAUGAAACAGGAAGGUAUGACGGCCAUAUUGCUAAAGCGUUCUUACAGACUCUUCCUUACCAUUGUCAAACUUUUAGACUAGAGCCUAACUUCAGUUGCUACUUGUUUAAUUAAUGUCCUGUUUUGGAUGAAACUGUCAGCCUCAAUUGAAAAAAAAAUUAUUGUUUUGGCCAGUCAGACACUUGGUUAUUUCACUGAUAAAACCUGUAGACAAAUUAUAUAACUCUAUCCUUUCAAAUUUUUUAGCUAUGUUACACAACUUUUUGACUAUAUACUACAGCAUUCAGGGAGGCAGACACUUGCAGCCACAAAUGGUGUAUCCCCUCAAUAAUUUCUGAAAGUUUGUGAAUGACAGCUUCAGGACUGCAUGGUUAUAUUGUGCAAUUAACAAAGCAGAAACAAAUAUUUUAUAACCACAAAAGACAUAAAUAAGCAUGAAAUGUACAUAUGAAAUCGAAGUAUAUUAAAGAGAAAAAAUAUGGCCUGCCAGUCUAAAAAUUUUUGGCAGGCAAAAUAAAUUUUAGCCUGCUAUUUUAUUCAUUGAACUGCCAAAAUGGUGAUGUCUCAUAUGAGUCACAUUGUAAAAAUCAAUGUUUUCAUGAUGUGCAUUUUUAUAGUUUUUAAACUUGUCUAUUUUACUACAAUAAACUUGGAUUUACAUUUCAAAUAUAAAUGUAUUUUGCAUUUUUCCUUUGUCAACAUCACUUAUUAUGUCAGCAAAAGUGAUGCUGACAAAGAAAAAGUCACUUUGCACGAACGAAUAUGCCUUGUGGAAAACCAUAGGAAAACUGCAUGGCGUUAAGAGUAGUAUGUCAAACUGGAGCAUAGACGGCAUUUGACAAAGACUCUCCAUUGUUGAUAGAGUGGGGAAACCUAUGUUCUUGACAAUGAGUUCCUCGUAAUGAUUAAUAAUCAACUGAUUCCCAGAGUGCACUCAAUCCCGUGUUUGGGAGUUAAACUUGAUGAAACAUUGAAUUGGGACGAACAUAUUGAAAUGGUUUGCAAAAAAGUCGGAGCGGGCAUGGGAAUUUUAAAGCGUAUCAAGCCCUAUGUUCCUGCAAACACAUUGAUAUCAAUUUAUAAUGCUCUGAUACAGCCUUACUUCGAUUACUGCUCUCCUCUUUGGGGGAUUUGUAACAAAACACUAAGAGAUAAUUUACAAAAGUUCCAAAAUCGGGCCACCAGUCUAGAAUAAUAGCUGGCGCCAGUUAUGAGAUCAGAUCUGCUGACGUUCUUCGAACUCUUGACUAGGAUAAUUUGGAAACAAGAUCAUGGUACUUAACCAAGGCAACAUUCUUAUAUAUAGUCUUGAGUAAUAGUGCUGCACCAACUCUGAAAGAUUCGUUCAUAAGUAGAAAUAUUUUACUAAACAAUUAUAAUCUUAGAAAUUCUCAAACUGAUCAGACCCUUCCAAAGCCAAACAGAAAAUUUCUCAAAAGAAGCUUUAAAUAUAGCGGUGCUUAUCUUUGGAAUAACCUUCCGCUUGAAGCUAAGCAAGCUCAAUCAAUUUAUAUAUUUAAAAGUUGUAUAAAACAAAAUUUUUGAUGUUAAUAACUGAGUCUGGAUUCAGUUAAUCAUAUCUUUAUCUGGGACACACCAUCAUGGUUUACAGUAGCUUUUGACAAUGUACAUAUUGUAGUAGACUUAGUUUCCUUCCUUUUUAUAUUCUUUGUAAUAUUUUUUAUAUGGACGCCCCCCAUGGAAAUCAACUUUUGUAGUUGUCGGGGCUAGUGUCGCUAAAUAAAGUGUGUAUGUAUAUGUAUAUGUAUGUAUGUUCUUAUCCCACUUGGGAAUGGCGGAGUUAACUAAAAUUUAACGUCCUUAAUUUAGAUUAUCAGAACAUACAGUUGAAUUAAACAGAUUACUUGAAAGAGUUUACAAACAGUCUCAAUGUAUAGAUGUUGAGUCAUUGUGUAUUGUGACUGGGGAAAAGGUAAUCAGUAGCACUUAUAAUAAUGUUGCAAUAAUGCAGGUGGCGUAUUCAGAUAUUCCCGCACUUCUCCACCAUAGCUGUAGAAAGUUUCUGGUGUCAGGCGAGUUUUACUGCCUGAGAGCAGGCUUUAGUGAAACAGGACCCGCCUGAUCCAGGGUACUAGCACUCCUCGUAGGAUAACAAGAGUUCCAUGCAAUUACUUCUGUUCCUGGAUUGACAUCAUAAUUAGCCUAACUCAGACCCUGCUUAUACUAGAGCGAAAGUUUUCAGAUUCACGUUGCCGUUUACAUACGCAGCAACGAAUCCGAUAGUAAAUCUUCUCGGUUUCAUGCCGUGUCUGGAAAUUCUGAAUCCGGAAGAGUUUGUGGGAACUUCAUAUCCGGAAACAUUUGAAUCCGGAGAACUCUUGUGUAAACAGCUUUGUAUAUAGAAACUGAAUCAAUUUGUUGCGGUGUAUAUUUUCAAAUUUAUAGCUAUUAAAUUCAACCGCCAAACAGGGUCAAAACAUCACAUAAUAUCAUUGAGAGGGGUAAAAUUAUUUACUUUGUAUUGACCAUCGCUGUGUCGGGCUGUGUAGUGUAAACGCCUCACGCACCCGUAUAUACUUAAAAAACAAGGAAUCUGGAUACUUCUACAAAUCCAGAAACUUUUGCUCUAGUGUAAAUGUAGUCUCAGACCCAGACUCUUUUCUCCCUGUCAUGUUUUAAAAAUGCCAUGUUUAGAGUUAAAUGAGAGUACACGAGAGUAGGCAAUCAUUGACUUUGGUUCGCUGUUCAUAAUGCUCCCCCAACACUAAUCGUGUAUUCUGAGUAUUUAAGGCCUGUUUCAUACGUCGAAUUUAAUACAGACGAAUUUAAUUCGUUAUCAUUAAAUUUGUCAAUUGGUCGACAUUCAAACGACGAAUUUAAUUCAGACGAAUUCAUUUCAUGACUAGCGAUCAUGGAUUACCCAGAAAUAAAAACCACGGGAUCAGAAAGAGAGAAACAGACAUAAUUUAUGCAUUUAAUUUGACACGACGAUACGACAUCGUAUGAAACGAAGACGCGCUACAGACGUUGUAUCCGUCUGACCCAACCUUGUACCCAGGAUAUUUCUUUGGUCCUGGGUACGAGGUUGCGUCUGACCAUGACGGAUAAAACGUCUUGGACGAAUUUAAUUCAUCAGAUGAAUUUAAUUCGUUCAAAUUCAUACGAUGCACUACCGUCGCAUUUAAUUCGUCCAAUUAAAUUCGUCUGAAUUAAAUUCGACGAUAGUGCGACGUAUGAAACAGGCCUAAGUUUUACUUAACACAUAGUUGGAACACUUAAUCUUUAUUUUGUUAAUCUAUAAAGUUUGAAAUGUCCACUGUAACAAUUCGUGACUGCUACCUCUCAUCAACUCUUAUUCUUGUUUGACGGAGCUAAAGUAGAAAUUAUGGCCUGAAGGAAGCUUGACAUUUUCAUGAUGCAAAUGCUGAUGGGAUUAAAAACUGGAUUUAAAAAUUCUUUGUUCCUAGGUGUGGUCAAUCCGUGUAGAUGUUACAGUGUUAGAUGAUGGUGGAAAUAUUAUAGAUUGUGCGUCCAUUGCCACUAUUACCGCAUUGUCUCAUUUCAGGUUUGUCUUUGUUUACUUUAAUGAUUACCUUCUUGCGACUUGUGCAAAUACGGUGAGAAAAACUAUAUUUAAGGGAAUUGGGGGGAACGUUCACCCACCGGAUUGAAUAACGUAUGGAACGUACUGGUCCAGAAUGGAACAAAAUAGACAAACGUUUGCUUGUCAAACAGUAGUGUGGACCAUCUAUAUCUAUGGUGUGGAUACUGGUACAAACCUGUACGAGGUUUUGCAACAAUCAAUAAUACACGCUAGAUUUUUAUGUCUUCGUGAAGUAUGCUGUCUACACUUUCUCAAAGUUUUAUUAGAUGCGGGAAAAGGCGAAAAUGGACCAGGAAUACAACCAUACAAGUACUCCAGUGUAAAUCACUUUCUUGAAGUUAGAAUUUUCGUCCAAAAGUGGUGACGGGGGGAUAAUGGCAAUAAGAUGUAAAAUUAACUGAAGAACCCGCAAUUCAAGGGCCCCUAAAUGAGGAGUCACGCCACUGUUCACAUUACUGCGGUUAUUCCUAUAUUGUGUUUUUUAGUCAUAAAAUGCUCUGUUUCGGUUUUUUGUGGGACAACGAUGGAAACCGCUGAUAUGUGUGAUAAUCAUAUAUCUAAUGUUGUUUAUAAUAUAUAUGUAGUUAAUUAUCUAUUUAGACGUCCUGAUGUCUCAGUUUCUGGUGAAGACGUCACUAUAGUGAGUUUAGUUUGUUUUAUUCAACAGAUGGUCAAAUUAUCGUUCAAAUUGUUAAUUACUCUAUGUUAGAAUAGACGUGACCAAUUUGACGAAUAACAAUAUUUGAUGUAAAAUUCUGACCAUCCUUGAUUGCUUGAAUCAUGUAUAGAAUCAAUGACAAUUACUGUUAUUAUUUCUUGCAAGAGAAAGAGAGUACGAUAUUGAUAUAGACAAACAAGAAACUAAAAACCGCAGAGUAUUUCAUAAACAAAACUCGUUAAAGUGCACAUGACAUGAAAAUUUCUCCCCAAUUUUCAUGCGUCACUUAAAUGUACCUUGAAAAUGAUGAAGAAUGGCCUUAACAAUUUAUUCAUCUCAUUCCCACGUUAUCGGGCAUAAACGAAAUUUGGUACAGUAGUAAGUGCACCUAAGCAAACAUUUUGCAACGUUUAUAUGGUUGUCAUAGCAACACACUAGUUACAAGAUCUCUCUGUCCUAUUUGUCCAAUUCUUUGAUUCCAACAAAAAGAGAGGAAUUUUUGUGAUUUUCAUUUAUAACUAUCGUUUUAUAGGUGCUGUGGAGAAUUUAAAAAAAAAGAAUUAAAUAAAUUUUCAUGCCAUGUGCACUUUUAAAAAUAUUUAACAAAUUUUGACCGACGCCUGCGAGUGUGUCACAUGAUUUCUUAGAAGUCAUUUAUUGACAGUUUAAUCACGAGACAAUUAUGAACGUUUAUUACUGUGAUAUUACCGAAACAACGAUAUGCUGCUCAUUCCCUUUCUGUCUCGCCAAUAAAUUUUGAAUGAGGUAAAGAACAAACCAGUAAAUACGGAGCAUUAUAUAUAUAUAUAACUAUUCGUGAUGAAGAGUAUUUUAGUGGCGGACUAUUAGAAAAAUGAGGUUCAACUUGCACGAAUUUCUUUUUCGGCUUGUAAUUUUUUUUAUGGAAUAUUAGUUUUUUUACGGUACUCUCUUUUUGCGUGAGUUUUUUUGUCCGCCCCUAUCGGAUAUUUAGCUACAAAAUUAUUUUAAUUUUGUUUUUCUUUAGUAUUCAAUAGAAGAGCGUGAUCCAGUGCCGUUAAGCGUCCACCAUAUUCCUAUUUACGUUACGUUUGCAUUUUACGAUAAUGGGUAAAACUUAUUAAUGUUAUAUUCAACCGCAGGAUAUUGUCCUUUAGUAGUAGUUUAUGUAGUUCAAAUAACGCCCAGAAAUUAAGUUAAUAAGCGUAAAAUUUCAUUGGAAAUACUAAGAAAUACCAUGGAUUGUAAAAUAACAUUCAUGGAAAUACUAAGCCUCGUCAAAACAUUUAACAUAUAACGUUAGCAAACUUGCUAACAAGAGAAAGGCGUAAAAAUAUAAUUGAUUAUAAAAAUAUAAUUGAUUGCAAGUCUCUGUGCACAAUCAUAUAUUUGCAGCCUAUUUGUUUCAAAAACCUCAACAAUAGGAGUCGUCCGUGCUGUAGAAAUACAUGAAUUGUAUAAGCUCUUGUGAGUUGUGAUUGAUCGGAAUGUGAUUGAUUCAAGCCCUUGAUUCAAAAACUGUUCUUGUAGUUAUUGUAGAAUAUUACCUCCAUGGAUAUAUUUGUAGAGCUUUACUACUAGUGGAUCCUACGGAUAGAGAAGAGAGCGUCAUGGAUGGUCAAAUGAUGAUUGCCAUGAAUGUUGAUCGUGAAAUUUGUGCAGUGCAAAUGAAUGGAGGGUUAUCUCUUGAAGCUGAUCAGGUACAUAAUAGUUACUUCCAUGUAAUAAGUCAUACACUCUAAUUAAUAUCUAAGUCAUACACUCUUUAUUAUUAACUAAUAAAUAUCCAAGAAUUAUGUUGGUUGAACGAUAUAGAAAAUAGUUUGAGUUUUGAGCCCUUCACUCACUUCCACUCUAGGAGCCUCGAAAGCAUUGAAGUAUAUUCCAUAUUUUAAAAUUUUUGAGGUAGAUACUUCUUUGAAGCUCGUGAAUACGAACUAAUCAACGCUGUCUAUGAAACGAAGCCAUCUAGCACUGAACAUACAUGUAUUUUGAAGAUAGUUCUAAACCAAUUAUAGCAGGAGCUGGAAUAACUAGAAGCGCAAAACUUUUCUUUGGAAUUGGACUGAUAGUGGAAGAUGUCUAAUAUCAGUCCAAUUCCAAAGAAAAGUCCUUUCCAUGAAGUUUGCAACUAUAGACCAAUACCACUUUUUUCGUUGGUCUCCAAGGUGUUUGAACGUUGCAUCUACAAUAGAAUUAUUGACCACCUCUCAAGUCAACUUACAAUAUGGUUUUCAAAGCGGCAAGUCUACAACUGCCCAGAUGCUUUAUGUUCUUCACAAGAUUCAUAAUGUCUUGGAGAAAAGAGGCCAAGUUGACACUGUCUAUCUCAGCAUUGCUGGACUAUCUACUGCAGGAUUUGUGUUUAGAUCUUUCCCAAGACAGUCUGGUAGAAGUGGUGGCGGCACGGGUAUUCUGUGCAAAGAAUCGUUGAAUGUAAAAUCCAGUGACUGUGGGGAAUUUAAUUCGUUUGAAUUCUCGGAGUGGAAUGUUUGUGUACACAAGCAAACCAUUAAAGUGGUGACAAUCUAUCGACCUCCUUACUCGGAAGAUCACCCGGUUUCAUCAAAUGUGUUUUUCGAAGAGUUUUCAUCAUACUUGGAGAACAUCGUUAUGAUUCCCGAAGUACUCUUGAUUACAGGUGAUUUUAAUUUUCACGUUGAUUGUCCAACCGAAGCAGACGCGAAAAAGUUUGCGGACUUAAUGAAUACUUUUGGACUUAUCCAACAUAUUCAUGUCCCAACUCAUUCAUCAGGUCAUACCCUUGAUUUGAUUAUCACUAGAUCAAUCAAUGAUGAUGUCACAAUUACCUCUCCUUUGGCGACGUUUGCUUUGUCUGAUUAUUUUUUUGUUGAAUGUUUGUUGGAUAUUCCUCGCCCAAACAUCCUAGUUAAAGAAGUUUGCUAUCGCAAAGUUAAACAUAUUGACCUCAAUGCCUUUAAAGCUGAUAUACAUGUAUGCGCCUCAGACCUAUUUCAGAAAACUUGGUCAAGUGUUAAUGAUAUGUCAAAACCCUAUGAUAUUACCCUAUACGUUCUAUUCUCGAUAAGCAUGCUCCUUUGAAAUCGAAAGUUAUGACUGUUCGACCAAUAAUGGUUCCUUGGUUUAAUGAUAGUUUAAAGAAGCUGAAAGCUAAACGUAGGAAACUGCUUAAAUCGAAACUUGAAUGUGAUAAGAAUGCUUAUCGUAAGGUACGCGAUGACUACAGUGCUCUAUUGAAUGACACCAGAAAAAUGUUUUAUUCCAACCUUAUUGAUAAAUCUGCUGGUGAUUGUAGAAAAUUAUUCCAAAUUGUGAACUCUUUGAGCAAAGUCGAGGAGUUUCCUGAAAAUCGCGAUCCUUCCAUCCUUGCUAACGAGUUUGGCGAGUUCUUUUGUUAACGAGUUUGGUGAGUUCUUUUGUUGUCAUGAAUUAGCCCCAAUCAUCGCUGAAAUCAUUAAUCUCUCUUUCUCUGAAGGAAUUGUACCCGAUCAUUGGAAAAUAGCGCUGGUUCUACCUCUUUUGAAGAAAUUUGGGCUUGAUUUUAUGUUUGAAAACUUCAGACCUAUAAGCAACCUGCCAUUUGUUGCCAAGUCUGCUGAGAAGGCGACGAUCUCUCAGUUAUCUAUACAUUGUGCUGAAAAUGCCCCCUUUCCCGAGUAUCAAUCAGCGUAUCGGAAAAAUCACUCAACAGAAACAGCUUUACUAAAAGUCCAGAACGACAUUCUCCUCAGUAUGGAUCGCCAGGAGGUUACCCUUCUUGUGCUUAUCGACCUAAGUGCCGCAUUUGAUACUAUCGACCAUGCAAUCCUACUGGAGACACUUGAAAAAGACUUUGGCGUAACUGGAAAUGCCCUCAAAUGGCUAACAUCUUAUUUAUCCGAGAGAAAACAAACAAUUUUAAUUAAAGACCAUGAAUCGGAAUCGGAGUUCCGCAUGGUAGCUGCCUUGGCCCUGUCCUCUUCAUACUCUACGUGGCUGGGCUAUUUACGAUUAUUGAUAAACAUCUUCCCAAUGCAUAUACGUAUGCAGAUGACACCCAGAUUUAUCAUUCGUUUCGGCCGGAUACAUCUUUAUCGCAAGAUGCUGCACUAAAGUGUAUUGAAAACUGUGUUGCUGACAUUCGUGCCUGGAUGCUUUCUAACCGUCUCUUGAUAAAUGACUCCAAGACUGAAUUUAUUAUCAUCGGUUCAAAGCAGCAAAUGUCAAAGAUUAACACCAAUGAAAUUACCGUUGGUGAAUCUACGAUCGAGCCUGUGGAGGCGGUGGAAAGUCUCGGAAUGUGGUUUGACUCGCAUAUGUCGAUGGAUAUUCACAUUGGAAAAGUGUGUAGUAAGCCUCUAUAAUAUCCGGCAGAUAAGGAAAUUCCUUUCAGAAGAUACAACAAAGAUUUUGGUUCAUGCUUUUAUUACUUCACACCUGGACUACUGUAACUCAUUGUUUUAUGGUCUUCCACAGUCUCAAUAUGAUAGGUUACAAAGAGUUCUCAAUGCCGCAUCACGUGUGGUCUGUCUAAUCCCCAAAUUCGAUCACAUUACUCCCGUUUUGAUUGGCCUUCAUUGGCUUCCUGUACGGUAUCGGGUGAUUUUCAAGAUUUUGUUGCUGGUGUACAAGGCUCUUCAUGCUAAUGCACCGCCUUAUAUCUCAGACCUUCUGACACCUAAGCAUAUUGGUUGCUACAGCCUGCGCUCGAAUGAGCAAAAUUUGCUAAUAGUUCCUAAGACAAUGAGGAAAACGUUUGGCGACAGAGCUUCUGCCAAGGCUGGUCCAUUUUUGUGGAAUGAACUUCCCGCUGACAUUCGUCAGGCGUCAACAGUAGAAACUUUUAAAAACAGACUUAAGACCUUUCUUUUUUAAAAAAAGGCAUUUUAUCUUUAAAUAUAAUAGUAAAUUUUAAACAUGUAUAUAUAGGUAUCAUCUCAUAUUUUAUAACAUUUUAUUUGAAUUUGUAAUGAUAGCGCUUUAGAAUAUUUAUAGUGUUUAGCGCUUUAUAAAUUAAUAAAUUAUUUAAUUAUUAUUUAUUUCGCGAACGCUUUCGAUAAAGUCAGCCAUGAUCUCUUACUCGUAAAGCUUCACAAUUUUGGCAUCAGAGGAAAUCUUAUUCGCUGGUUCGGGGACUAUCUUUCUUGGCGAUUACAGAGAGUCAUUGCUCUUGGUGUAACAUCUGAACCACAUCCAGUGCUUUCUGGAGUUCCUCAGGGACUUAAACCAAACCAAGUGUGUAGUCAUGCAUUUCUCAAGAAUUGCUCAACCGAUGAUCACACAGUACACACUAUCAGACACUCCAGUCCUACAAUCAUCCAGUCAGAAAGAUCUUGGCAUAACUACCACUAACGACCUUAAAUGAAACAAACAGGUGCAGGAAAUAUCGACCAAAGCAAAUAAAAUAUUAGGUUCGUAAAACGAACGGCGUUUGACAUUUGCCAAGGUAGAGUUCGUAAGGUACUUUAUUUGACUAUGGUUCUUAGUCAGCAUCAUGGUAGUCAGGUGUAGGCACCCCAGACGGUAAGCAGCGACGUGCCACCCAAUUUAUUCUGUCAUUGCCGUACCAAACAGAUAUAUCAUACCAGGAAAGAUUUGGCUACCAUCGGCAUCAUCCCUAUAUGUUACUGGCACGAGUAUUUAGAUCUAGUGUAUCUCUACAAGUGCAUCAUUUCCAACUCUGAUAGUAACAUUUCUAUCAAGAUUCCUACUCGAGAAACACGAAGUACUAAUGGAACCAAUGGUAUAUUACUUGAAGUAGCCAAGUGCAAGACAGUGAGCUACCAAAACAGUUUCUACGUCAGAGUUGCCAACGUGUGGAGUACACUCCCCUGUUUGAUCAGAGAAACCAAAAAAACCGUGGUCUCUUUCAAAUUUUGUUUAAUGCAACAUUAGAAGGAUUCACCAUAGGAUUCACCAAGGAAACUCGCGCAUUGACUAACUUGUCGUGUCGUGUCGUGUCUGUCUGUCUGUCUGUCUGUCUGUCUGUCUGUCUGUCUGUCUGUCUGUCUGUCUGUCUGUCUGUCUGUCUGUCUGUCUGUCUGUCUGUCUGUCUGUCUGUCUGUCUGUCUGUCUGUCUGUCUGUCUGUCUGUCUCUCUGUCUGUCUGUCUGUCUGUCUGUCUGUCUGUCUGUCUGUCUGUCUGUCUGUCUGUCUGUCUGUCUGUCUGUCUGUCUGUCUGUCUGUCUGUCUGUCUGUCUGUUUGUUUGUUUGUUUGUUUGUUUGUUUGUUUGUUUGUUUGUUUGUUUGUUUGUCGGUCUGCAAACCAGUUAUUGUUCAUACUGUGUAUUUCGAAUGUCUUGGAACCCCGUUAUUGGAGAACUAAUCUCUGUGUGGUAAUUCCAGCCAUGUAAUCUAUUGUGUAGCUAAUUUUAUGUAAUAGUUUGUGUAAAAUGGCAAAAUCUGUAAACUAAAAUAAAAUGAAGUACGUGACAACUUGACCAUUACUUUACUUCAUGCUAUAUGCAGCUACUUAUUGAUGAACUAUAUAAAAAAUAAUUGUUGAAGGGUUUUAUGGUGUAGAUGGGCAAAAUCCUGUAUAUAAGAUAUUACUUUUUUGCAGGUUCUAAGAUGUUCACAAAUUUCUGCUGUUAAAGUUGCUGACAUCACUGAACUCAUUCAUAAAGCGCUCAGAGUUGAUGCGGAAGCCAGGUGGGAACACGAAAUUAAAACAUAUUGUGGUGGUUAAUAGUGUGAUGACACUAGUAGUUUAUUAAGGCCUGAUUCCACGGGCGCUUUUUCUCGGCGAAAUGCG